AGCCACACAAGCAAGACAGCCGCCGAAGAACUAUAUCCACACGACCAGACACCCGCACGCGACGCACGAGGCAGCCAUUGGAGGAGCGGCACACUACACGAUGCAGACGGCGAAGGUGAGGGCCAAGGACAUGGUGAGCUCGGCCCAGGAGAAAGCGAAGGAGGGAUCGGCCGAGGUGCAGGGCAAGGCGGGCAAAGCCGCGGCGACCACGCACGGCGAGAAGGAGAUGGCCAAGGAGGAGGAGCGCGCGCACAAGGCCCAGGCCGACGCGCAGAAGCACCAGGAGAAGGCCGAGCACCGCGCCAAAGCGGCCGCGGGAUGCCACGGCACGGCUGGGACGCACGGCCACCACGGCCCCGUCGGCACCCCUGUGGCCCCUGACCCCGCGUACCCGGCCAGCGGCUGGCACCCGGCGGCGGAGAAGUACAUCUAGAGAUGGCCACGGGAGCAGGAUGCCCGUCAGUCAGGAUGGCCAUGGGAGCAAUGUUUUAAAUAGUGGGCUACGCCAAAUAGCGGCGGACCUCAUAAUCAGCUAUAGCGGGCUAUAACGGGUUGUUUAUACCUGAGACCCUUAUGUACUCUGAGACCAUUUAAGGCCUUGUACAAUGGGAGGUGCUUAUGAGAGGUGUUUAGAGAAAUAAACCAGGAUUUUCUUAA
Messenger RNA from Triticum aestivum (bread wheat), 657 nucleotides. RefSeq lists its product as uncharacterized. The transcript has a single exon. The coding region runs from base 101 to 433 and encodes 110 amino acids. Gene Ontology annotation, biological process: embryo development ending in seed dormancy. Lineage: Eukaryota; Viridiplantae; Streptophyta; Magnoliopsida; Poales; Poaceae. The record is from RefSeq and is a predicted model, not a curated record.